Messenger RNA from Sitodiplosis mosellana (orange wheat blossom midge), 3633 nucleotides. RefSeq names its product zinc finger protein 236-like. Bases 196 to 2985 code for a protein of 929 amino acids. Gene Ontology annotation, biological process: regulation of transcription by RNA polymerase II. The record is from RefSeq and is a predicted model, not a curated record. Gene Ontology annotation, molecular function: DNA-binding transcription factor activity, RNA polymerase II-specific; RNA polymerase II transcription regulatory region sequence-specific DNA binding. The transcript has 3 exons. NCBI's taxonomy places the organism in Eukaryota, Metazoa, Arthropoda, Insecta, Diptera, Cecidomyiidae. Gene Ontology annotation, cellular component: nucleus.
AUAGUUGUCAUUCGCAUUGUUUUGACACUUGUGUGCCGGCUUUUUGGAGAGAUUUCAUCAAUUGUAUCAUAUUUUUUUUCCAUUUGUGGAAUAGUUUUUUCUAUUGCGUAUUUACUUCAUUCAGUGGAAAACUCAUAGAAACCGUACACUUUAUUCGUUGCAAUUGACAAAGGAGACCGUGGUCAGAUCGCUUCAAUGGCAAACAUGGCAAACAGUGGAUCGCCGUUGGUUCCCGAAUCGGCAAACAGUUUAUCGCCGUUGGUUCCCGAAUCGGCAACAAGCGCCAAUAUUUCCCAUAUUCGCCGUAGUCUUCGUCUUGUCUCCGACGUACAGUUGGCAUGUGGCUACUGCCCACAAAAAUUCUUGCUCCAAUGCAAUUUAAAGUUUCACGAAGCCCUUCAUCAAAUCAAACAACGUUUACGCGAAUCAACGCCGAUUUGCAAGUUAUGUAAGAAAAAAUUCAGCAACAAUCAGCGCCUGAAAAAUCAUCGUUGUACAUCGAAAGAAAAUCAGAAACCGUUUGAAUGCAGUGUGUGCCAUAAAAAGUUUACCAACAAACGCCUUCGCGACGUCCAUGAAGAAAAUCAUUUGGAUUUAUGGAAUUGCACUCAAUGUCCAGAGACAUUUGAAUGUGAAGGUGAUUUCUUGGAUCACGAACAAAUUCAUCUAUGGAUAGAAUCAGUCGAACCUCACCUUGACUGCAGCGAGUCAGAGUUGAUUUUUAAAAGUAUCGAAACCAGCUUUUUGGAUCUAUCGGAAAUUGAUGAUGAUUUUAAUAGUUCAAUUUGUACAGCGACCACUUCAUGCACAUAUGUUCCCGUUCUCAAUUUACGAAAUUUACUCGGUGAAUUGGAAGAGGAGAUGGAAGCCCGAUCGAGUGAUGAGUCUGAUGAUGGUCAAUGUGAUGACUGGAGCAAUAAUAGUGAGUUGACUAUGAGUGAAGAGGCAAACAUUAUGACAAUGCUUGAGAAUGAUGCACAAACAAAUGACAGUGAUAAUGAAUCGGUGGCCAAUGACGAAGCAAAUGAAAGUGGAAAUGAAGUCAGCCAUUUGUACGAUGAUGCCACAAGCAAGCACAGUGAUGCAAAUCAAAUUGAAGAGGAUUUUGAAGGCAUCGAUGCACUUAACAUGUCAUUAUAUCCAAUUGAAGAAGAAGUAACGACAAUUUCUUCAAUUGAUGAUUUGGUAGCUGAAACCCAACAUGAAGAGCCAAUUUACGAUCGGAUUAAUGAUUUGGUAGAUGAAGCCCACCAUGACGACCCAAUUCAAGAUCAAAUUGUCGCUGUUGUGAAUAACCCAAGUCCAAUGGAGGCUGUGUCAACACUUCCCGUUGAAAUAGUUCCCAAUGAUGAAGCGAUUGAAAAUCGUUGCGAUUUGACAUCCCAUAAAAACAACGAGUCAUUGGAACAUGAACACCAUAUUCACCAAAAUGCCACAGUUGUAGUCAAAUCAAUUGGAUCUGAUGUUAUGUCGAAUGUUUCAUUGGCAACACAACAAAUAAACGAAGUUGGAAGUGAAUCGCAAUCGAAACGAUAUUCAUUGAGACUGAACAGAACAAUAGCUUCUUCGCGCGACUAUAUCUAUUUAACGACAGCGCCAAUCCGAAGUGAUUUAGGCCUUGGAGCUGAUGUUAACAAAUCAAGAAGAGGAAAAUGCAGCCUUUGCGAUAUGACAUUUCAUGCGAAUCGCAAAAAAUUGGAACAUAAAUGUCUCGUUCUUCAGCCAAAAGUGGUGCUCAAACGUAUUGGAAACGAUGCCACUGCACCAGGGCAAAAGGUUAAUGAAAAUGGAAGUUCACAUGAUGUGAGCAAACAGAUUCACACUCCUGAUCAAGUUGUCACCAAAUCCAAAUCACCUCAGAUGAAUCGUCAGUGCAACGAGACCGAGUUGAAUGUGCCAGAAGUUGGGUUAGUGUUGGAUAAUGUGUUGGAGACAAUUUCGCCAUUGAAUGAUGUGAACGAGGACAUCCAAUCACAGAAUGACGUCGGAUCAAAUGAGAUUGAAUGUGCCACCGUUCAGGAGAAUGACACCGUUCAAAACGCACCAGUUCCAGAGGAAGCAACGGUAAUCACUGAAGCAACGGAAGCCACAAAGCCGACGACAAUCACUUCAAAGCCGUGUUCACUAUUAUCAACGUGGAACAUUCAACCGAAAUUUGACUGUUUCAAAUGCAAGCAACGAUUUGAUAGCAAACAAAGUCUGGAGCUUCAUCGGAAAGUUCAUUCCACUGAGAACGUAAACAUCGAAGCUCAUCCGAUUGAUGGUGCUCAAUACAAACAACCAACAGGUGCUAUCGAAUCAAAUUCAUCUGGUGAAGAGCUGAGUCAAGAAUGGGCCGUUGAGUUUAAAAAUUGGGCUUCAAGAAGAAAAAGUGACCGAAUGACCAAAACAACCAAUUCCAGUGAAGUGUCAAACAAAAGACAUGUCGAUCAAAACAAACGCACCAAGCUAAGUCCACCGAUCGAAGUAGAGGCAAGUGAUGAUACCAUUACAACCAUUGAUUUGAUGUCAGUUGAGCCAGAAUGCCAUGGAAAUGAAGUUGUCAUUAGUACAAACAAUUUCGAACAAUUGACUAAUGACAGAGAAUUGGCUGAAGUUGAUGCUGUCGAACCGGAGAUCGUAUCAGAAAGUGCCACCGUGAAGAAAAGUCCAAAGAGAGCAAUAGGACCUCGCCGAUCAAAACGAGAUUUUCGUAGGUCAUAUAUAAAGUGUGAUGAAUGUGAUGCAGAUUGCCCUACAUUAAAGCAAUAUGUAAAACAUAAUUCUCUAGAACACGGUAACCAGCGACCGCUCGAAAGUUGCUUCUACACCGAAAGGCUUAAAUUGGCGCGUCAGAAAGUUUCAAAUGAGCAUCUCAGUCAUAUCCAAACCAAAAAAGUUGCAGCGAAGGAAUCUUCUAAGAAACAAAGCGAAUCGAGUAUACCCAAACUUAAACUGGUAAGAACAGCUAAUAAAAACGAAUGGAGUGUUACGAAUAAAGUGUAAAAAAAAAGUUUUUGAGGCUCAUCUUGAGAAAAAAGACAACCUCAGAAUGGCACCGGAACUAAACCGAAUGUGAUGACUAAGUUUUGUAUAAAAUGUUUUUGUUUUAGAGAAUUGCACAAAUAUGGAGAAUUUAUUGAUUUGUAACAUUUGGUAAUUCUCAAUUUUUAUCCAUUUAUUUGAAGAAGAAAAAAAAGGUCUAGUUUAUAAGUCUAUUUAUUUCAAUGAACACUUUUUGACUAAGUCAAUGAAAAAUUUGAUCAUCAUCAUCAUGCUGCAAUGCAUUCUGUUUGAGUUGUGUUGGAAAAUUGUGAAAAUUGUGAAUUUUUUCCCAAAAAUAACCAUGAAUAUGUGCCAAAAACCAGUUAAGAAAUUAUUUAUAUACGAAUUAUUUUAUAUAAAACGAAAUACAUGGCCGUUGACCAAUAAAACGAAAACUGAAUCAGCUAGAAAGAGAAAUUGAAUAAAAAUGUAACAAAUUUGUCUUCAGUCAAAAUUAUAGACCUUUGAACGAAUUAAAUCCGUCGGAAAUUUGCGAAAAUAAAUACUGAAAGUUGCCUAAUGAUGCCUUACAAAAAUCGGUGAAGGUACGUCUAUAAAAAAAGGUUAAAAUAAAAACUAAAUAUUCAAAAGUAUGAAUUAUCUGACAAA